Lycium barbarum (goji berry) is the source of this 3142-nucleotide messenger RNA. RefSeq names its product UDP-arabinose 4-epimerase 1-like. The transcript is spliced from 10 exons. Gene Ontology annotation, cellular component: cytosol. Gene Ontology annotation, molecular function: UDP-glucose 4-epimerase activity. The record is from RefSeq and is a predicted model, not a curated record. Gene Ontology annotation, biological process: beta-D-galactose catabolic process via UDP-galactose, Leloir pathway. Lineage: Eukaryota; Viridiplantae; Streptophyta; Magnoliopsida; Solanales; Solanaceae. Bases 1668 to 2837 code for a protein of 389 amino acids.
AUGAACCUGUCUAAGUGAAUCAGCGUGUCAAAGAUUGUAUCACACAUGAAUUGAAAGAGGCAGGAUUAGGAGAAUCAAGGGUGAGUGUAUCUGUGUAUCCUUUCUAUCACAGUGUAGUUAUGAAGAAAGAGGGUAGAAGAUUUUUGAAGAGGAUGGGCUGACAUCAAAAAAUGUGAUAGAUCUGGUUCAGCUAACAGGUAACUGUGAUGCACUGCGACUUGCAUUUGUUUAUUUUCAUAUGAUUUUCAGAGACUUGUCCUUACCAGGAAAAAAAGGAUUGUCAGAGACUUCACAGCAGGAUGAAAUAUAAUCUGCAUAUCCUGCACUUGGAAAAGGAACAUCCAGAAUCUACUUAAGACAGUUUAUGGUCUUUGUAUAGGGACUACAGCAGUGUUCCUCUUCAUAAUUUGAACUUCCAGUGACCUGUUCCAGAUCUACUGACACGUCUUUUCAUGUAAAGAGAUUGAUUCGAAUAAGACCAUAUGUUUAUCCAUUUCAUACAUUCAUGAUAUUAUUGGCAUAUGAUUGAUGAGACACAAGGAAUGGUCUGUAGAGGUCGGAUUGGAUAUGGUACAUGGUUGGAGUGAUGAUGACAUGAUAGCCUAUUGGCUGAUACCCGAUGCUGAUUUGGAGGAUCUGGAAUUUCGGGUGAGUAUAUGGACCUCAUGAGUCCCCCAUGGAUCAGGAGUGGUAUUUCAUCUCUUCAAUGAGGAACUCUCCUACUGUUUCGACUCUCAAGUUGACCAACUAGUUGUGAUGCCCAAGAAUUUGUGGUGUUCCUUCCUUGAUCGUUUCCUUUUGUAUUCCUUAGACAGGACAAAUGGCUUUUCCUUUUAAAUUCGAGCGUUACAAUAGGAAAGUUUGUGUUUCAUAGGUCAAAAACAGGAUGGAGAAACUGAAGUGAAGGUGUAUUUUCAUGUACGCAAAGUUAUGAAAGCUUCGGUUCAUGCCUGUAGAUUUCCAGCAUACAAGGUGCUGGAUAUUGAUCUGUCAUUUUCUUAAUCACUCCAAGCUAUUGUCGGAUGUUUCAUAUCACAGGAGGAUGUGAGGCUUCUUGAUCUCCAUUCAGGAAUGUGUACUGUGACUAAAUGUUGCGUGCUCCUUUUGUGGGAAUGCUGCCAUAGAUGAAAGAUGAAGCAAAUGGAAAGUAUUGUUACUUAACAAAGCGACGUCCUCCAAGAUGCAAAAUACGGCAAAUAUGUACCUGGCCCUACAAAAUAUUGUAAAUUUCUAUUAAUCACAUAUAGGGAAGUCAUAUUUGGCAUCUUCCUACACGGUACCUGCAGAGAGAAUGAUAUCAUGUUGCUUCUCUUCUAAGCCUACCGGGAUUUGCCAUAAUGCUGUAGCCUUCUUAAUGGUCUUGUUCAAGACGCGCAAACUAACACAGCCCUUUUGUCUGAACGAGUAAACUUUCUUGGCUUUUCCGAAAAAUAAAACAAAAUUUAGUGACAGUACCACAUAAAAUGAAACAAAUGAAUUAUGAAAUUAAUUUUUUUUGGAGACUUCUAAUCAAUAUCAAAUAUUUGUUUUUUUCUCAUGGUGCAGGGGAGAGAAGUUCUGCAUAAUGAUACUUGAUUUCCAACUAGUCCCUACUUAGCAUGUGUAUCGAAGUUGCAAUGGGAAAGCAAUUGUUUUGAGAAAUAGGAGUUUUCUUCUAGUAAAAAGGCAUGGAUUUUGUGGUGUUGUCCAAGAGAAGGAGCAACAUUACUCGGAAACUGCUCUUGGCUGCUGGCAUUACUGCAAUUUGCUUCCUUAUAUUCAGAACAUCACCUGGUUUUAGUAGUUUCAUGAAGUUUGCUCAACGUGAACCUGGUGUAACUCAUGUCUUAGUUACCGGAGGUGCUGGCUUCAUAGGUUCUCAUGCUACCCUUCGACUCUUAAAGGAUUCAUACCGUGUAACUAUAGUGGACAACCUUUCGCGUGGAAACAUGGGCGCUGUAAAAGUUCUCCAGGAAUUGUUUCCUGAGCCAGGACGACUUCAGUUUAUUUAUGCUGAUUUAGGAGAUGCAGUAGCUAUUAACAAGAUAUUUAAACGAAAUGCAUUCGAUGCUGUGAUGCAUUUUGCAGCUGUUGCAUAUGUUGGUGAAAGUACACAAGAGCCUCUUAGGUACUAUCACAAUAUUACAUCAAAUACAUUGCUACUAGUUAAGGCAAUGGCAACACAUGGUGUAAAGACAUUAAUCUAUUCGAGUACCUGCGCCACGUAUGGAGAGCCUGAGAAAAUGCCUAUUACAGAAGUAACCCCACAAGCACCGAUAAAUCCGUAUGGCAAAGCGAAGAAAAUGGCUGAAGAUAUCAUACUAGACUUCUCAAAAACUUCUGAUAUUGCUGUCAUGAUAUUAAGGUAUUUCAAUGUAAUUGGCUCCGACCCUGAAGGAAGAUUAGGAGAAGCUCCUCCACCAGAAUUGCGCGAACAAGGUCGUAUAUCUGGUGCUUGUUUUGAUGCAGCCAGGGGAAUAAUUCCAGGGCUAAAGAUAAGAGGAGUAGAUUACAACACACCUGAUGGAACUUGUAUACGAGACUACAUCGAUGUGACCGACCUAAUCGACGCUCAUGUAAAAGCGUUAGAGCAUGCAAGACCUAGCAAAGUUGGUAUUUACAACGUCGGGACAGGAAAAGGUAGUUCAGUGAAACAAUUCGUCGAAGCUUGUAAAAGGGCUACCGGAGUUGACAUAAAGAUUGAAUACCUCAGUCGACGUCCAGGAGAUUAUGCUGAAGUUUAUAGUGAUCCUUCUAAAAUUAGGCGUGAAUUGAAUUGGAUAGCGAGAUACACGCUAGAAGAGAGCUUAGCAAUAGCAUGGAGAUGGCAGAAGGCACACAGAAAUGGUUACAACUAGAGUAGAUAAGUUUAAGAUUGAACUCAUUUAUUUUGUUUAACAUUUAUACCUCUAACCUUGGUGGUAGGACCAAAAUUUUCACCAAGGGGAUUCAAAAUAUAAAAUGUAAAACACACACAAAAAAACAAGGUAAUUUUGACCUCAUAUAUACGAGUCCGGAGCCAAAAUGGCUUAUUUUUGCAGCCAUUAGACCAAAAUAGGGUGUUUUUUUUUUAUACCAUAAUGGGCAUUUCGUUGAUUAUUCAACGAAAUGCCCAGCAUUUACUGUUCAUAGCCGCAACAAUUUUUUUUUUUUUUUUGUUUGC